UUCUGGUUUCUCCGUCGGCUCCCACGGCUCUCGCAGAAGCGAGGAGGCCAGCGGGGAGCCCGGGGUGGUUGGCCCCCUGUCUCGCGGAUCCCCGGUGCCGGCGGCGGUGGUGGCAGUCGUGUUCCUCCACCUCUCCUGGAAGAUGGCGAAGAUGCUGUGCGGCUGCUUCCUGCUGAUCCUCGGACACGUCCUCCUCCCCACCGUGGAGGCCAGGCAGCGGCUAUACCCGAGGGCCGCCUCUAGAGGGAGACUCGCUCGGACACACCCCCAGACGACCCUCCUGGGGAGCUCCUGUGAGAACAAGCGGGCGGACCUGGUCUUCAUCAUUGACAGCUCACGCAGUGUCAGCGCCUUAGACUACGCAAAGGUCAAGGAGUUCAUUGUGGACAUCUUGCAGUUCUUGGACAUUGGGCCUGACGUCACCCGGGUGGGCCUGCUCCAGUAUGGCAGCACUGUCAAGAACGAGUUCUCCCUCAAGACCUUCAAGAGGAAGUCUGAGGUGGAACGUGCCGUCAGGAGGAUGAGGCAUCUGUCUACGGGCACCAUGACUGGGCUGGCCAUCCAGUAUGCCCUGAACAUCGCCUUCUCAGAAGCAGAGGGGGCCCGUCCCCUGAGGGAGAACGUGCCCCGGGUCAUCAUGAUCGUGACAGAUGGGAGGCCGCAGGACUCAGUGGCUGAGGUGGCUGCAAAGGCACGGGACACAGGCAUCCUGAUCUUUGCCAUUGGCGUGGGCCAGGUGGACCUCAACACGCUGAAGGCCAUCGGAAGCGAGCCCCACAAAGACCACGUCUUCCUGGUGGCCAACUUCAGCCAGAUUGAGCCGCUGACCUCAGUAUUCCAGAACAAGUUGUGCACGGUGCACGCGUGCAGCGUCCUGCAGCAUAACUGCGCGCACUUCUGCAUCAACACCCCCGGCUCCUACGUCUGCAGAUGUAAACAAGGAUACAUCCUCAACUCGGACCAGAUGACGUGCAGAAUCCAGGAUCUGUGUGCGGUGGAGGACCACGCCUGCGAGCAGCUCUGCGUCAAUGUGCCAGGCUCCUUCGUCUGCCAGUGCUACAGCGGCUACACCCUGGCGGAGGACGGGAAGAGGUGUGCGGCUGUGGACUAUUGUGCCUCGGAAAACCAUGGAUGUGAACACGAGUGUGUCAACGCUGAUAACUCCUACGUUUGCCGGUGCCAUGAAGGAUUUUCUCUUAACCCCGAUGAGAAAACAUGCACAAAGAUAGACUUCUGUGCCUCGCCCAGCCACGGAUGUCAGCACGAGUGUGUGAACACAGGUGCUUCCUACACCUGCCACUGCCUGAAAGGGUUCACCCUGAAUCCCGAUAAGAAAACCUGCAGAAGGAUCAACUACUGCGCGCUGCACAAGCCCAACUGUGAGCAUGAGUGUGUCAACACAGAGGAGAGCUACUACUGCCGCUGCCGCCGGGGCUUCAGCCUGGACCCCAACGGCAAGACCUGCAGCCGGGUGGAUCACUGCGCACAGAGCGACCACGGCUGCGAGCAGCUGUGUCUCAACACGGAUGAGUCCUUCGUCUGCCAGUGCUCCGAAGGCUUCCUCAUCAACGAGGACCUCAAGACCUGCACCCGGGUGGAUUACUGCUUGCUGAGCGACCAUGGCUGUGAAUAUUCCUGCGUCAGCACCGACACGUCCUUUGCCUGCCAGUGUCCUGAGGGGCAUGUGCUCCGAGGCGACGGGAAAACCUGUGAGAAAUUAGACGCUUGUGCUUCGGGGGCCCAUGGCUGUGAGCACUCCUGCGUAAGCAGUGGGGACUCGUUCACGUGCCGGUGCUUUGAAGGCUACGUCCUCAGAGAGGACGGGAAAACCUGCAGAAGGAAAGACGUCUGCCAGGCGGUCGACCAUGGCUGUGAGCACACUUGCGUGAACAGCGGUGACUCCUACAUCUGCAAGUGCUUCGAGGGAUUCCGGCUCAGCGAAGACGGAAAACGCUGCCGACGGAAGGAUGCCUGCAAAUCGACGCACCAUGGCUGCGAGCACACUUGUCUUAAUAGCGGGAACUCGUACAUCUGCAAAUGCUCACAGGGAUUUAUCCUGGCUGAGGACGGGAGGCGGUGCAAGAAAUGUACUGAAGGCCCGAUUGACCUGGUCUUUGUGAUCGAUGGAUCCAAGAGCCUCGGAGAAGACAACUUUGAGACAGUGAAGCAGUUCGUCAUUGGCAUCAUCGAUUCCUUAGCGGUUUCCCCCAAGGCCGCUCGGGUGGGGCUGCUGCAGUAUUCCACGCAGGUCCGCACGGAGUUCACCCUGAAGACCUUCAGCUCGGCCCGGGACAUGAAGAAAGCCGUGGCCCACAUGAAGUACAUGGGCAGGGGCUCUAUGACGGGGCUGGCCCUGAAGCACAUGUUUGAGAGAAGUUUCUCCCAAGGAGAAGGCGCCAGGCCUCCCUCCAUACACGUGCCCAGGGUGGCCAUCGUGUUCACGGAUGGACGGGCUCAGGACGACGUCUCCGAGUGGGCCAGUAAAGCCAAGGCCAAUGGUAUCACUGUGUAUGCUGUCGGGGUGGGGAAAGCCAUCGAGGAAGAGCUGCAGGAGAUUGCUUCUGAACCCACCGGCAAGUACCUCUUCUAUGCCAAAGACUUCCGCACCAUGGGCGAGAUCAGUGAGAAGCUAAAGAGAGGCAUAUGUGAAGCUCUGGAAGACUCUGAUGGAAGUCAGGACUCCCCAGCGGAGGAGAUGCCGCAGAAGGCCCGCCAGCCUUCAGAGUCUGAGCCUGUCACCAUAAGUGUCCGAGAGCUCCUUUCCUGUUCCGACUUUGCAGUGCAGCACAGGUAUCUGUUUGAGGAGGACCGUCGCUCACACUCUACACAAAAGUCCUCCCAGUCGGCGAAAGCUUCAGGAAGCCCUCGGGAAGAAAAACAUGAUCGGUGCAAAUGUGAAAACCUUAUCAUGUUCCAGAACCUGGCGAACGAAGAAGUCAGGAAAUUAACACGGCGCUUGGAAGAAAUGACACAGAGGAUGGAAGCCCUGGAGAACCGCCUGCGGUCCAGAUGAAGACCAAAGGCUCCGCUUGUUUGUGCACACCAUCGUUCCCAGGAGCCCGUGGGUGGCAGGCCGCUCAGGCGAUCAUUACGCCUGUGACAAAGCAUGGCUAGUGUGAAAAAGAGCUGGUUUGGCAUGGCAAACCAAGGCCGAAGAUAGACAACAGUGUGUACACAUUGAUGUGGGCAAAAAGAAACCACCAGAUCCGGUCAGAUUCCUAAGAUGACUUCACCAAGUGGGAUGAGUAAGCGGUGCAAGGUACUUUGUAUUUGACACUGCGGGCUGACGAGGCUUGCUUCUGCCCCUCCUGCCUUACACCAUUGCAAUCUCAUUGGACACAAAGUAAAAGUUUGCAGUCUUACUUCUGUAGAACACUGGCCAUAGGAAAAGCUUCUUUUUUUUUUAAUGAGCUUUACCAUGAUACAUAUGGAUGUAUGCAUCAAAUUGUAAGACACAUGUACUUGUAUAACAUGUUGGAUUUUUUAAAAUACAGUAUUAAAGUUCACCUCUUCAGAGAA
Molecule: messenger RNA, 3519 nt
Organism: Echinops telfairi (small Madagascar hedgehog)
Lineage: Eukaryota; Metazoa; Chordata; Mammalia; Afrosoricida; Tenrecidae
Gene: MATN2
Product: matrilin 2
Exons: 19
Coding region: 143-3013 (956 amino acids)
Molecular function (GO): calcium ion binding
Source: RefSeq, a predicted model, not a curated record